UUGAGGUUUGUUUGAGUUGAUCAGUUCUCAUCUGUUGAACUAAAGGGACAUCUAUGGCCUACAAGGGACAACAUAUGACCAGAAGAAGAAACCCCCUCUUUGGACAUCUAUAUCUCUGUGCCCUUCAAGACAGCACAUUGUACAAAGUACAAAUUGAGAAUUUCAACCAAGCAUGGGCUGCGGAUUCCAUUUGUCAGAGAAUUUACGAUGAACUGAGGAUAGAUUUUGAGUUGGAUGAUAUCUGUUCUCCGUGUCCUCGACAAAAUGCGGGAUUCAGGGACAAGAUGCAGUUGAUGGAAAGCAUACUCAAGGUUGUUGAAGAGGAUAAUAAGAGAUUUCUUCUUCGACCUAGAGAAAGGAUUGAUAGAUUGAAGUGUGGUAUGAGAGUUUAUCCAUGGAAGGAGAUGCAUAUGUUGGCGCAAGGGCACUCCCAACAGAGUUCUUGGACUGACCAAGCUUUUCCCUCAAAGAAAAAGGUUGUUAAGAGACUAAAAGGUGAGUUCAUUCCCCGAAGAACAUGUACCUAUAUCAGUCAGCAUGAUCUUCACCAUGGAGAGAUGACUGUGAGGGAGACUCUUGAUUUCUCAGGGCGAUGCUUGGGAGUUGGAACAAGAUAUGAUCUCUUGGCAGAGUUGUCAAGAAGGGAAAAGGCAGCAGGAAUCAAGCCAGACCCUGAGAUUGAUGCAUUUAUGAAAGCCACAGCAGUGGCAGGCCAGAAGACCAGUAUAGUCACUGAUUACAUCCUCAAGAUACUUGGACUGAACAUUUGCGCUGAUGUUACGGUGGGUGAUGAAAUGAGAAGGGGCAUCUCUGGUGGACAAAAGGAGUGUGUAAUGACAGGUGAAAUGUUGGUUGGGCCAGCCAAAGCUCUAUUCAUGGAUGAGAUAUCAACAGGCCUGGAUAGCUCCACAACGUUCCAGAUUGUCAGGUUCAUGAAACAGAUGGUCCACAUUAUGGAUGUAACUAUGAUAAUAUCUCUUCUGCAACCUGCACCAGAAACCGUUGAACUUUUUGAUGAUAUCAUCUUGCUUUCAGAAGGGCAGAUAGUUUACCAAGGUCCAAGAGAAAACGUGCUUGAAUUCUUUCAAAGUGUAGGCUUCAAAUGCCCUCAAAGAAAAGGACUUGCUGAUUUCUUGCAAGAAAAGCUUGCUGAUGAACUUAGAGUUUCUUAUGAUAAAUCCACAACUCAUCCUGCUGCUUUGGUAAAAGAAAAGUAUGGAAUCUCAAACUGGGAACUCUUCAAGGCAUGCUUUGCUAGGGAGUGGCUAUUGAUGAAGCGCAACUCUUUUCUUUAUAUCUUCAAGACAACUCAAAUCACCAUAAUAUCAAUAAUUGCUUUCACAGUGUUUCUAAGGACAAAAAUGAAGGCUGGUGAUAUAACAUCUGGAGGAAAAUUUUAUGGGGCACUGUUCUUCAGUCUCAUAAAUGUUAUGUUUAACAGGAUGGCUGAGCUUGCACUGACCAUAUUCAGGCUUCCUGUAUUUUUUAAGCAGAGGGAUUUCUUGUUUUCUCCAGCAUGGGCUUUUGCCUUACCAAUUUGGGUCCUCAGUAUCCCUCUCUCAUUUCUGGAGUCAGGGAUAUGGAUCCUUCUCGCAUAUUCUCACAUAUUACCCAAUUGGGUUCACCCCAUCUUCUGCUAGUUCCUGGCUUUGUUUGGGAUUCACCAGAUGUCUCUCUUCCUUUUCCGUUUCAUUGCUGCUUUAGAAAGAACACAAGUUGUAGCAAACACACAUGGUACAUUUACAUUGCUGAUUGUUUUUGUCCUUGGUGGAUUUGUUGCUUCCAAAGGUUAAUAGUUUUUGUUUGCAGGGCAUUUAAAUUUCUC
Messenger RNA from Rubroshorea leprosula, 1825 nucleotides. Lineage: Eukaryota; Viridiplantae; Streptophyta; Magnoliopsida; Malvales; Dipterocarpaceae. The record is from the annotation of a GenBank genome assembly.